This is a messenger RNA of Hevea brasiliensis (rubber tree), 2291 nucleotides long. Its product is annotated as catalase isozyme 1. The transcript is spliced from 11 exons. Lineage: Eukaryota; Viridiplantae; Streptophyta; Magnoliopsida; Malpighiales; Euphorbiaceae. Gene Ontology annotation, biological process: response to hydrogen peroxide; hydrogen peroxide catabolic process. Gene Ontology annotation, molecular function: heme binding; catalase activity. The record is from RefSeq and is a predicted model, not a curated record. The coding region runs from base 606 to 2084 and encodes 492 amino acids. Gene Ontology annotation, cellular component: cytoplasm; plasma membrane; peroxisome.
CUGCAGGUAUGCUUUCUCCCCUUCUCACUCCGUAUCAAAUAACUCAUUCCCACGUUCCUUGGCUUCAAGAACUGUGAGGGACAGGAAUGUGCACUAAGAAUUUGAAAAUUUUGAGACAAAACAGGAAAAUCUCUUGGCAGUCUUCUUUUCAUGAGGAUCUCUUAUGGUAGAUGACUGUUAGACAAAGGCAUUAAAAUUCUGCAAGAAAAAUGCCUGAUUUUCUAAUGGGGACCUGAUGAAGCAGAGGGCAGACGCUGGGAGGCAAUCAUGCUUCAUUUCAAUCCCUGUAUAAAUUGGAAAGAUGUCAAGUCCUGAAUUCCUUGAUCAGUUCUGGUCCAGCCCUCCUUUCAGAAAUUGGAGCAUGUGCAUGCUGACUCUGGGGUAAUGCUUUUCAAGUUUCAUUUCUGCGUGAUGAACAUGAUGGGCAUAUUGAGCAGCAAUCAACCCAGCGUUACAAGAAAAUGGACGUGCAAGCGACGAGCCUCUAUAAAUAGCCAGAAAGUAGAGUUCUUCUUCGAUUUGAACGCGACUCUCACAUUUAAUUCGGUGUUUUGGGGUCUCCUUUUCUCACCAAACCCAUCAAAAAUUCAGAAAUAUCUCUUGCUAUGGAUCCUUACAAGAACCGUCCAUCAAGCGCUUACGAUUCCCCCUUCUGGACCACGAAUUACGGUGCUCCAGUAUGGAACAACAAUUCGUCCUUGACUGUUGGGCCCAGAGGUCCAAUCCUUCUUGAAGACUAUCAUCUGGUGGAGAAACUUGCGAACUUUGAUAGGGAGAGGAUUCCAGAGCGUGUUGUCCAUGCUAGGGGAGCAAGUGCAAAGGGUUUCUUUGAGGUCACCCAUGAUGUCUCUGACCUUACAUGUGCUGAUUUCCUUCGAGCCCCAGGGGUUCAGACUCCUGUCAUUGUCCGUUUCUCCACUGUUAUUCAUGAGCGGGGCAGCCCAGAAACCAUAAGGGAUCCUCGUGGUUUUGCUGUGAAGUUUUACACCAGAGAGGGCAACUUUGAUCUGGUGGGAAACAAUUUCCCUGUUUUUUUUAUCCGUGAUGGAAUAAAGUUCCCAGAUUUGAUACAUGCAUUUAAGCCCAACCCUAAGUCUCACAUCCAGGAGAGCUGGAGGAUCUUUGACUUCCUAUCCCAUGUUCCUGAAAGCUUGCAUAUGCUCAGCUUCCUUUUUGAUGAUUUGGGUAUUCCACAAGAUUACCGGCACAUGGAAGGCUCUGGUGUUAACACCUAUACUCUAAUCAACAAGGCUGGAAAAGUACACUAUGUGAAAUUUCACUGGAAACCUACUUGUGGUGUGAAGUGUUUCCUGGAGGAAGAGGCAGUCAAGGUUGGAGGAACCAAUCAUAGCCAUGCCACCCAGGAUCUAUAUGACUCCAUUGCAGCUGGCAACUAUCCAGAGUGGAAGCUUUACAUCCAAACAAUGGAUCCCAAUCAUGAAGAAAAAUUUGACUUUGAUCCACUUGAUGUGACUAAGACCUGGCCUGAGGAUAUCCUGCCUCUGCAGCCAGUUGGCCGCUUGGUCUUGAACAAGAACAUUGAAAAUUUCUUUGCUGAGAAUGAGCAACUUGCAUUCUGCCCGGGUAUUGUGGUCCCAGGUGUUUCAUAUUCGGAUGAUAAAUUACUUCAGACUAGGAUCUUUUCCUAUUCUGAUACCCAGAGGCACCGACUUGGACCAAACUAUCUGCAGCUCCCUGUUAAUGCUCCAAAGUGUGCUCAUCAUAACAAUCACCAUGACGGUUUCAUGAAUUUCAUGCACAGGGAUGAGGAGGUCAAUUACUUCCCGUCGAGGUAUGAUCCAGUUCGCCAUUCUGAGAGGUUCCCCAUUCCUUCUGCCAUUUGCAGUGGAAAGCGCGAGAAGUGUGUCAUUGAGAAGGAGAACAAUUUCAAGCAACCUGGAGAGAGAUAUCGGUCUUGGGCACCUGACAGGCAAGAGCGAUUCCUACGCCGGAUGGUCGAGUGCUUAUCUGAUCCCCGUAUCACUCACGAGCUUCGUAGUAUCUGGAUCUCCUACUGGACUGAGUGUGACAGAUCUCUGGGUCAGAAGCUAGCAUCUCGUCUCAAUGUGAGGCCAAGCAUUUGAAGAUGAUGCCAGCAUAAUAUUCCAACUCAGAGCGAUGAUAGUGAUUCAGAAGUACAAAAUCAAUGAAUCGUUGGAUUGCUUUACCUUCCAUGUAAUGCGUCUCUUUUGACUAGAUGUUAUCAUCUAAUAAAUUCGAGUUGUAUGCUGUCCAUUCAGACUUGUUUUACUGUCUCUUAAGAUGGUACGGCAUGUGGUUUACUGGAUUCA